Bombyx mandarina (wild silkworm) is the source of this 1961-nucleotide messenger RNA. It is a transcript of the gene Ssdp, whose product is annotated as Sequence-specific single-stranded DNA-binding protein. NCBI's taxonomy places the organism in Eukaryota, Metazoa, Arthropoda, Insecta, Lepidoptera, Bombycidae. The record is from RefSeq and is a predicted model, not a curated record.
UGUCGCCAUCGAUCAAUGACAUUUUGUGUAGUUGAAUUUAUUGUUAAAAGCGUUAAUGUAAAUAAUAAACAAUUCCAGUAAAAAAAUCGGCUUCCAGUCGAUAUGUAUGCCAAGGGCAAGGGCUCUACGGUGCCUUCGGACGCUCAGGCCCGCGAGAAAUUAGCGUUAUAUGUGUACGAAUAUUUAUUGCACGUCGGCGCUACCAAAGCGGCCCAAACAUUUCUUUCGGAAAUACGAUGGGAGAAGAAUAUAACGUUGGGGGAGCCUCCGGGGUUCCUGCAUUCGUGGUGGUGCGUGUUCUGGGACCUAUAUUGCGCUGCUCCGGAGAGACGCGACACGUGUGAACAUUCAUCCGAGGCAAAGGCAUUUCACGAUUACGGAUUUGUUAAUUCUGGAUAUGGAGUCAACGGUAUUGGACACAACGCCGGCCCGGCACCUCCUAACGACGGUAUGGGUGGUGGAGGAAUGCCACCAGGUUUCUUUCCGAAUUCGCCUCUUCGUCCGUCACCGCCGGCACCUCACCCUGGGUCGCAGCCGUCGCCUCACGGUCCCCAGCCACAGCUCAUGGGCACGGGGCAGCCUUUCAUCGGACCUUGGUAUUCGGCAGGUGGCCCGAGGGGCGCAGUCAGGAUGGGGAUGGGGAAUGAUUUCAAUGGACCGCCAGGUCAGGGGAUGAUGGGUAAUUCAAUGGAAAGAGGGGGGUCAGGUGCUGCAGGACUGCUGGGGCCCAGGAUGACGCCGCCGAGGCCCGGCAUGGGACCCAUGAGUCCAGGGGCGUACGCAGCGGGAAUGCGAGGUCCACCACCUCAGGGACCAGGUAUGGCGCCGAUGGGCAUGGGGCCGCGCGGGGCGUGGUCAGGCGGUGGGGCGGGCGGGGCGGCGCCCCUCAACUACAGCGGGGGCUCGCCCGGCGCGUACGGGCCGCCCUCGGGCUCCAACGGCCCCCCGGGUCCGCCCACACCCAUCAUGCCCAGCCCGCAAGACUCUUCUAACUCUGUUUGUCCAGGCCUCGGGGGCGUGGACGGCAUGAAGUCGUCUCCCGGGGGCGUGGGCGGCGGCGGCCCCGGUACACCCCGGGAGGACUCCGGAUCCGGAAUGGGCGAUUAUAAUUUAAGUUUCGGGGGACCCGGAGGCGACCAAAGCGACCAAACGGAAUCCGCAGCAAUACUUAAGAUAAAAGAGAGCAUGCAGGAAGAGGCGAAACGUUUCGAGAAAGAUCCUGAUCAUCCGGACUACUUCAUGCAGUGAGACCCGAUACGUGCUGACCAAUGGAUUUCUCAAGAACCAUCAAGGACCUGCACCCGAGAAUAGGACAGUGCUUCAAGUGUAGAAAGUAAGAAAUUAUUUUGGUCCGCAAUGUAAUGAAGCACUAGAUUUAUUAUUAUUAAGAUAUAUUUUGUAUCAGCAUUUUUUUUAUUAGCAUGAGAGCCUAAAGGUUACGUUAACAAUUAUGUUUGACCGAAUGAUUACAACUCCCAGAUUUAUACUCCGAUCGAUGGAUGUCAUGACAUUAUGAGUGUGUAUCGUAGUGCUGUACAUUACACCGAGAUCUAUCAGUGAUUUCAAUUGGGGAGCUUAAAAGUUGCGUGAAAUUGUUUAAGUGAGUUUCAAUGUUUUAAACCGUGCUGUCUUUGUUUCGGGAGAUAAUUUCUUCUGUGUGCUAAUGGAAUCCCCGUUACUGUUACACAGCUAUGGCUUAUCUAUAUAUUCUAAUGACGAAGAACACGUAAAGUUUUGUGGGUUCUGCUGCGUUCAUGAACAGUUCAAUACUAGAGGUAGGGUCUUCCGUGUUCUAAUUCUAUACAACACACUGCCUUCUACUAUUCACUAUAUACAAAUGAUAUAAUGUAGUGCGUUUAUUUUUUGUUUACUAAUUCAAUGGCUUCUGAAAUGACUUUUUUUCCUUAACUAUUUGCUGGUAGUCUAAGAGGCUAUUCUAGCUAUGUCCGGAGGCGUAGGUG